AUGCAAAACGGUACAAGCGAAGUAGUCAGCAAGUUUGAUCUAUCAUUUAACAUAACCCAUCAUCGUAAGAGUGGACAACUUUCUCUCAGUGUUAAUGCAUCCACCGAUUUAUUCGAUAUUAUCACAAUCGAGAAAUUAACGCAACGAUUCCUGGCUAUAUGGAAGCAAAUCUUUGCGCAAGCAUAUGAUAGAUUUCAACAACCAAUCUUCGAGAUAUCGUUAUUAUUACCAAAUGAAUUACAACUUAUAGAAUUAUUAAAAACUCCUUCAAAUCGUUUUCUACCCUUGGACUGCAUCCACCGAGAUUUUGCUCGACGCGCUAUAGCUGAUCCUCAGAAGAUGGCCAUUGAACUUGAUGAUCAAGGUCUCACAUACAGUGAACUUUUCUUUUAUGUUAAACAACUAGCCGUUCAUCUGCUAACUAAAUGUGAUGUUAAGGUUGGCGAUAUCAUUUGUCAAUGUGUGGAGAGAAGUGAAGCACUAACCGUCAAAGUAGCUCAGUAUUUGAAAAAAAUCUUGCCUCAUUCCUGCAGCUUUUGGAAUAUAUAUGGUCCAGCGGAAUUAACAUUGGAUUCUACUUCUCACCUUGUCGACUUUUCUACUGGCGUAAAUACCAUUUCGAUUGGAAUGCCACUACCAGGCUAUUUCUGCCUGGUGCUUGACGACCUGUUACAACCAACUGUUAUCGAUCAAGAAGGUGAACUUUGUGUAGGUGGUGUGGGUGUGUUUGCUGGCUAUCUGGGUCGUGAGGAUUUAACAUCAAAAUCACUUCUGGUGAUCGAUGGCGAAAUGUUCUACCGAACUGGUGAUCUCGUUCGUAUGGACAGCAGUGGUCUUAUUUACUAUAUUGGUCGUAAAGAUCAUCAAGUGAAACUUCGAGGGCAGCGCAUUGAGUUAGGCGAGAUUGAGGGCUGUCUUCUGAGUACUAGUAUUUCUGCCUGUGUUGUGACAAAAUGGGGCAGUGAUCAUCUCGUUGCCUAUGUACAAGGUAGCAAUAUGAAUGAGGAGGAACUGUACAAUCAUUGUUGCUCUCGACUACCACCAUUCAUGGUUCCAUCUAUUUUUAUACUCCUAGACAAGUUUCCAUUGAACGCAAAUGGAAAAGUAGAUCGAAAGCGCCUUCCUACGCCUGAUUUUACAGUGAUGGCGAAAAAGGAUGAUUCUAGUUCAAAACCAAUGACUACUCUUGAAGAGCGUCUUGUGUCCAUCUUUUCUCAAGCGUUUCAUAUUGAAUGCGUUAACAUAAAUAUGUCUUUUACACGGCUUGGCGGUACCUCUUUAGACGCCAUUCUUGCUGUUACCUUAAUUCGGCAGCAGUUAUAUUCAAAUUUUCACUUUGGUUUCCUAUUAGCUCAUCCCUCAGUUCGAGAACUUGCUCAAGCCUUGGACUCUCUUCUUGUCGUGCAUCAAGAAAAGCCUGUGACAUCAACAUUAUUGCAAGCAGAAGAAAAUGACCAUCGUCCGAUGCCAUCCUUAUGCAUAGAAACAUUGGGCAUUAUUUUACUUGUCUGUCAAUGGCUAUACCCAAUAUGGUGGGCUGUACAAUCUGACCGCUACUGGGCCGUUAUUUUCGUGCCGAUCAUUCAUAUUUUGCUCUAUGUGAUAUGUCAACAAUUAUUAUUUUCAUCAGAUAAACAGUUAGAAAAAAGCGGUGAGCUAUAUUCGUUGUGUUAUUAUCGUUGGUGGUUCUUGGAACGCUUGUGGUCAAUAAAUAACACAUACUGGAUGCAACAUCUUGUAGGAACGCCACUUUACAAUGUGUAUCUUCGCUUGUGUGGUGCUCGAAUAGGUAUCAGUACACAUAUCAAUACAACGCUUAUUGAUGCUCCUUGGAUGCUUGAUAUUGGCGAUUCGACAAUUAUUGCCAGCGAGACUAGACUUGUCAGUCUGUCCUAUUAUGGUCAAACAUACGAACUUCAUCCAAUUCUCAUUGGAUGCCACUGCUUGAUAGAAACACGUAGUAUUCUUUACGGUGGAGUCAACAUACAAAACAAUACUCAUAUCAAACCCAUGUCAGCGAUAACGGGUCAUAUUUCAUCUUCAAUCGACUCGAAAACUAGUAAAGACCAAUGUUUAUCAUGGGAUCAAGUUAUUUAUCAAUGCACUUGUCUUUUGAGUGUUUUAUCUGUUCAUAUUUUUCUUUUGAAUAUGACUCAUUGUGUCUAUUACUAUUGCUCAACUUUUAAUCUGUCGAUGAUCUUGAGUUUAGUAUUGUGCUGGGUAUUCUGGCUUUUGGCAAGUUUAUCCAUUGCCUUACUUGCAAUGAAAUUUGUCAUAGGCUCUAUUCAUCCAAAACAUUGUUCAUUUAAUUCCUACUAUUAUCUUCAUAAAAUAUGGUUACGACAACUCAUUAUAACUUCAUUUUACCAGGCAUUCGAAUUCUUACCUCGUUAUGAGGAAUUUUCAGUAGCUGUGCUUCGUUGGCUGGGUGCCCAUGUUGACGAUGAUGUAAAAAUAGCUCAUAUCAUACCAAUUUUACGAUAUCCAUCGAAUCUUUUAAGAAUUGAACAUGGGGUGUCAACAUUUGGCUAUGUUAUGCUUGCUCCAUUCGAAAUAACAAAUGAAGGUGAUUGUUCUUUAGAUUACAUCUCUCUCGGAUCGGGAACCAAUCUUGCCAAUAGAUGUACACUUAUGCCAGGCACACGAUUGUCAUGUAAUACAAUAAUCGGUAAUCUGACUAGAGUCACAAGAGAAACGGCAAGCAAGGAUCCUGUAGUAUGGCUCGGUAUUCCAGCUCAACGAAUGCCCUUUAUGAUGCCUAACAUUGUCACACAUUUGAACAACGUUCGUUCAAAUUAG
Messenger RNA from Rotaria sp. Silwood2, 2799 nucleotides. NCBI's taxonomy places the organism in Eukaryota, Metazoa, Rotifera, Eurotatoria, Philodinida, Philodinidae. The record is from the annotation of a GenBank genome assembly.